AACAGCGACGACAAACACUCCGCGGAGCAUCAAGAGCCGGUGAACUGACCCGUCUACCAGACAAUAACUGAGAAACUGAACGAUCCCUGCAGUCUAACAUCAGCUCAGCAUCAGGAACACUGGACAAGUUCAAUAUCUUCGAUUUGAAUGGACACGGCAGCCGGAAGAACACAGCCCAGCUAGUGAAGCCCAUUAAAGGUUCAGUGAUGCCUGUGAAGAAGAAGAGGAAGCUCCCUGACGCAGACGAUCACGAGCGCAGGUGUAAAAUCACAAGUUUCACUCGACCUCAGAUCCGCGGUGCCAGACCGAUCUCCGGUGAGAAGCCGUUCUCCAGUAAAAAGUGCCUCGGCUGGUUCAAUGAGUACGCCGGCCCCAGCGAGGUGGUCGGGCCCGAGGCCAUGGAGAAGUUCUGUGAAGAUAUCGGAGUGGAACCAGAGAACAUUAUCAUGUUAGUUUUAGCCUGGCACCUAGAAGCAGCAAAUAUGGGUUUCUUCACAAAAGAGGAGUGGCUCAGGGGAAUGACGUUAUUACAGUGUGACUGCACACAGAGGUUACAGAGCAAACUGGAUUACCUGCGCAGUGAGCUCAAUGACUCUGUAGCCUUCAAAAACAUCUACAGAUAUGCCUUCGACUUCGCCAGGGAUAAGGACCAGAGGAGCCUGGACAUGGAUACUGCUAAAUCCAUGCUGGCCUUGCUGCUGGGCAGAGCGUGGCCUCUCUUCCCAGUCUUCCACCAGUUCCUGGAGCAGUCCAAGUACAAAGGGAUGAAUAAGGACCAGUGGUACAACGUCCUGGAGUUCAGCAGAACCAUCAACACAGACCUCAGUAACUACGAUGAAGACGGAGCUUGGCCGGUGCUGCUAGACGAGUUUGUUGAAUGGCAGAAAACUUGGCCGGCGUUGUAGCAGACGACCCCAAAGAGGAGAAAGAGGGAGAGGAAACAAACACAAUCACAGGAGUUUUGAAACGGGGAGAAAAAAAGGAGAAACUGCUCACCAACACUUUGACAGACUGCAACAGUUCACACACACACACACACACAGAUAUGGACUACAGAUUCAUCACUGUGGACUCUGGACACACUCACAUCCCAUCGGAGAUCGUCUCUGUGCAUCCUCAGCCUUUCUCUCCCUGAGUAGACUUUCUAUAUUAAUUUGGAGAAAAGAGGAAAGAAAAUGUGGAUGGGAGGGAGGAAGAGGAAAAAAAAAAAAGUUCUUAAAAGGAAGAAAACAGAAAACCAAGAAAUGAGUUCUGGAAUUUAUGUUUUCUUGAUGAUUUUUUUUUCCUCAUUUUGAGUAUUGUUUAUAAAUGUUUCACAAUAAUAAAAAGGAAAUUAAAGUAUGA
Scomber scombrus (Atlantic mackerel) is the source of this 1344-nucleotide messenger RNA. It is a transcript of the gene dcun1d5, whose product is annotated as DCN1, defective in cullin neddylation 1, domain containing 5 (S. cerevisiae). Gene Ontology annotation, molecular function: ubiquitin conjugating enzyme binding; cullin family protein binding; ubiquitin-like protein binding. NCBI's taxonomy places the organism in Eukaryota, Metazoa, Chordata, Actinopteri, Scombriformes, Scombridae. The transcript is spliced from 10 exons. Gene Ontology annotation, cellular component: ubiquitin ligase complex. Gene Ontology annotation, biological process: protein neddylation; positive regulation of ubiquitin-protein transferase activity. The record is from RefSeq and is a predicted model, not a curated record. The coding region runs from base 207 to 905 and encodes 232 amino acids.